This is a messenger RNA of Trichoderma harzianum CBS 226.95, 580 nucleotides long. RefSeq lists its product as hypothetical. The record is from RefSeq and is a predicted model, not a curated record. Lineage: Eukaryota; Fungi; Ascomycota; Sordariomycetes; Hypocreales; Hypocreaceae. The transcript has a single exon. Bases 136 to 489 code for a protein of 117 amino acids.
CAGUUGUGAAGCUUCUAGGUUGUAUAUGUCCGCUAGCACUUACAUCAUUUAUCAGAGCAGUCUUUUAUAAAGAAUCAACAGUCAUUUGUACCCAUGCCGUUGGAACCGAAGACUUAUUCUUUCCUCUCCACAAAAAUGACGUCUCGCAACUCUGAUAUCGUGGCUUCUCUGAGGCAGGUACGGGCUGUCAUCGUUUAUAUCAAACCCUGUUCAAUAUCAAACUCCUUGUACUUACAUCUACGCCUCUCGCCGACUUUGAUACAAGCACUCUAUCCAACAACGAGAACUUCUCCAAUCAUUGUCAUUCUCGUCAAGUCUUCUCUCGUUAAUAUACCAUCACGAUCACCCAUGAUAUACAAACCACUACAACAGCAAAUCAUACAGACACACUCUUUUAUAUCCACACCCAACCCAUAUUCUCCUCUACAACAACAACAACAACAACAUCAUCAUCAUCACCACCCUCACCUCCGUGAUGCCUCGAGUUAAACCAAGACAAACAUCCCAAGCAUCACAAGCCUCCCAAGCAUCAAUCCGCUUCCACUCCUUCUCAAACACCCUCCUCGCCUACCUCGUCCCC